UAGGACCACGCCGGAAUGAAGAGUCAUCGACCGCCCGGGCAGCGGGAGGCCUACAUGCCUCCCUCUGCAGUGCAAAUCACCAUCGACCGGCUGCAGCCUCCCCUCCCUGACUCUGAGAGGGGCUUCGAACCUCCUGCCCCCAGCCCAGCGGCAGCCAGCUCCCUCCUGCCCACCCCCCGGCUUCCUGGCCCAGCGAGCUCAAUCUCUGUGGCAACGAGGGCGUCUCCUAGCAACAAAAACCUCACGUCAACGGGGCGUGGCGCUGCGCUUCUGGCAGGCAGCAAGAUGGCGGCGGGGGUGGCAGAGCUGCGCAGGCUGGAGUGGUGGCUGGAGGAGCUGGAGCAGUGCAUUAACGGCGGUGACAACGUCUGUGGGCCGCGCAAGGUGGCUGACGAGCUGGUGAAGGUGCAGGUCUCGCUGAACAAUAUCGCCGGCAAGAGGGAGAGGAUCAAAAUCCUGUUUAAGAAAAUCGAAGAUGUAAUAAAAUACCUUGACCCUCAGUACAUUGAUAGGGUGGCUGUUCCAGAUGCCAUGAAGCUGCAGUUCAUCUUGGCAGAGGAGCAGGUUAUUCCUUCCCGAGCAGCCCUUCUGGAGGAGGUGAAGAAUCUCCAGCCCAUCUUGGACAGUGCCAGUAUCCAAGCAGCUCCUGACCAUGCAGCCAAACUACAGCGACUCUCUCAAAUCCACAUACAGCAGCAGGAACAGCGUCAUGAUCUAACUGACAGUGUCAAGACACUCCUCGAAGACUACAACAAGAUGACCCUGCUUCUUUCCAAGCAGUUUGUCCAGUGGAAUGAAAUUCUGAUGCAUCUGGAAGCAGCCAAGGAAGUGAAACCCAUAGCCGAGUAAUGGCAGAGCUGGGAGAACCCCGGGGACCUGCUGGCCUUGGGCCUCUCUGAAGAGGCUGCAGCACAGCUUGUACCCUGCAGUCUCAGCACCAUCCCACUUGGCAUGAGCAUGCUGCAAGUGGCAUCGCAGGCCCUCCUGGGAGCAUGCUGGCCCAGAGUGAAAGUUAUGCUACUCCUUAGUAUGCCCCUGGUUGCAAAGCUUGCACUUCCCUGAUGUGGGGUGGUGGUUUUUUUUAGCUUAUUUUCAAGUCCCUUUCUUCAGUAAAGUCUUGAAAUGCCAA
Messenger RNA from Athene cunicularia (burrowing owl), 1129 nucleotides. RefSeq names its product dynactin subunit 3 (gene DCTN3). The transcript has 7 exons. Lineage: Eukaryota; Metazoa; Chordata; Aves; Strigiformes; Strigidae. The coding region runs from base 16 to 849 and encodes 277 amino acids. Gene Ontology annotation, cellular component: dynactin complex. Gene Ontology annotation, biological process: cytoskeleton-dependent cytokinesis. The record is from RefSeq and is a predicted model, not a curated record.